This is a messenger RNA of Oreochromis aureus, 802 nucleotides long. RefSeq lists its product as uncharacterized. The transcript has 7 exons. Bases 92 to 802 code for a protein of 236 amino acids. NCBI's taxonomy places the organism in Eukaryota, Metazoa, Chordata, Actinopteri, Cichliformes, Cichlidae. The record is from RefSeq and is a predicted model, not a curated record.
GAUGAUAAUCUAAUAAUCUGUGUUGAACUCUGAAACAUUUCUUUUAGGAACGAAGAGGAAACUUAGUGAAACUGAUUCAAAGGCAGAGGAUAUGAAAUCUGAAGCUGGUAAGAGCAGUGCUGCAAGUGAUUCUUUAGAUGUAGAGCAAGAGGCUGAAGGCAAAAAUGAUGGAAAGAUGAUAGCGAAAGACGAACCGGGGAGAUUGCCUCAAAAGGACAGGAAAAGACAGUCGUGGAGAAUAUCCAUUGGCAAACUAAAGGUCAGUGGUAACCCUGGAAACAAACCAAUUGGUGGCAGAAUCGUGCAGAAAUCUGGUCUGCGUACAUAUCAAACCAGAAACAAGGAGAAAAAGUUUUUCUUUAACCUGGGGGUGGCCGAUGAAACAGGCAGCAUUAAAGUGGUGGUGUAUGGAAAAGAGCACUAUCAGGACAUCCAGGAGAAGAGCUGCUACAUGUUCAGAAAUGUCAUCAUGGAGGGAAAUGACAUUAAAGUGACCAAAUUAAGCAUCGUAUCGAAGACAUCACAGAUUGAUGUUCCUGAGAAUCUGGAGAUGGAAGCUCGGAUGCUCGUUGAUUUCCAGACUCCAGUUUGCUCCAUCGAACAGGCCAACAGAUCAGCGGAGAAGACAUUAGUGAGUGUUGGAGGAAAAGUAGCAGAGGUUCAGAGUGCUGCAGUCCAGAGCGUCACCAUCGAGAUUAUCGGGAUCAUAAGAGCCAGCGGGACGCAGACUGAGCUGGAGGCGGAGCUCAGCCAUAACAUUGUAAUCGGAAGGUUGCCGAUCCUGAUGUCUGCUCACAACUGA